UUUUGACUAUUGAUGUUUGUUGAUCUUUUUUAAUUGAAAUUAAGUUGAUUUUUUAUGUCGAUUAAUUAUUAUUUUUUAUUCUGUUCUCACACCUUAACUACCGAUGGACAUUUCCCGUAAAAAUCCGACGGAUUAUGACCUCAUCCAGAGAGUUGGGAGUGGUACUUAUGGUGAUGUCUAUAAGGCUAAAAGAAUAUCCAAAAAUGAGCUAGCUGCAAUAAAGAUUAUUAAAUUAGAUCCCUUAGAGGAUUUUCGGGUGAUACAACAGGAAAUUGUUAUGAUGAAAGAUUGUCGCCAUCCAAAUAUUGUCGCUUUCUAUGGAAGCUAUUUAAGUAGAGAUAGAUUAUGGAUUUGCAUGGAAUAUUGUGGUGGUGGAUCACUUCAAGAUAUCUAUCUAGUUACUGGUUCACUCCCUGAGCCUCAUAUUGCAUUUGUGUGCCGAGAAACAUUGAACGGGUUAUUUUACCUUCACUCAAUGGGCCGAAUGCAUCGAGAUAUUAAAGGACCCAACAUUUUAUUAACCAAUGAGGGUGAUGUUAAAUUAGCUGAUUUUGGUGUAUCAGCUCAAAUAACAGCGACCAUUAAUAAGCGACAAUCUCUGAUAGGUACACCUUAUUGGAUGGCUCCAGAAGUGGCUGCCGUUGAAAAGAAAGGUGGAUAUGAUCAACAAUGUGAUAUAUGGGCUCUUGGUAUAACGGCCAUUGAAUUAGCCGAAAGACAGCCACCAAUGUAUGAUUUACAUCCGAUGAGAGCUUUAUUUCUUAUGUCUAAAUCAAGCUUUAAACCACCCACCCUGAAAGAUAAACACCUCUGGUCUCAAGAUUUCCAUAAUUUCAUUAAAUCAGCUUUAACCAAGAAUCCCAAGAAACGUCCAUCGGCGGAAAAGCUUUUGACUCAUCAAUUUGUCCAAGGUGAUCAUCUAAAUAGACGUUUAACCAAAGAGCUUAUUGAUAAGGCUCGUAAUCCACAUUCGUUUGACAUGCAUCUUCAUAACGAUCUUGAUCCAGAUGAAGUUGAAGAAAUUGUUUCCGUUCCUCGACGAAUACCUUCAAAGAAACCACCAUCAGCGCUUAAUGCAUCGCGUUUCAAUAGACCGCUUUCAGAAAUUAAAACCGAUGGAAUUGUCUUCAGACAAACAGAAUGGGAUGAUUACGCCGCCGAAAGUCCGAGUAAAUUUCCAGCAUCAGAUGAGUCUUACAUUGGUCUUUCAGAAGAGGAUCAUGACAGAAAUCUAUUGUGGCAAGAGAGUAGGAGUUUACUCGAAGAAAUGGAUGAAGAGCUGACUCAGAGAGGAGUUAAAACCAGUCUAACGGCUCUUUAUUCUACACAAUCAACACUUCCGGUUGAAUCCUUGCAACGAACCUCAUCAAAUCAAUUAUCACACCCGGGAUCGGACAGAUCAAAUCAUUCUGUCCUGUUUGGGAGGAGAGGAAAAGAAACCAAUGAAGGUCUACUUGAUACCGAAGGAUAUGGUUCAUCCACCUUUGUGCUUGGUAGCCUUCGUACAGAUUUUACCACCACCAACACCUCGAGCAACAACAAUUACGUAUCUCAAUUCAUCUCCAAUUACGAGACCCCAAGAUUUGAUAAAGAUGCUCUUAUCCGUUGGAAUAAUGAUACUCUUGAAAACUUAUUGGACGAGAUAUGUUCUGAGCGAGCUGACAAUACUAAUAACACUGACUUUGAGGAAUUUUCAACUCCACCAUCAACACCUAAGACUUUGAACGGUUCACCACCCGAUUCACCAUCAUCUUUAAAUUCAUUUGUCAAUCCUUCUUCUUCAACGCCAUCCACCGCCAAUGGAUCAAAUUCGCGGAGUGAUGACCAUCAACCAACCAUUUCAACCAGAUUAUCCAAUGGAAAUCAUUCUGAAAGCAAAAGGCAAAGUAUCAGCAGUUCAAGCGAAUUGGCCUCAGCUAAUCAACCACCUUCAGCACCUCCUCGUCGAAAGGAUAAAAGAUUAUUAACUAAGUUGAACUCAUCUCAACAAUCAUCUCAACAACAAGCCCAACCUUCACCAAGACAAACAAUCAAUGGUCUUCCACCGACUCCCAAGGUUCACAUGGGAGCCUGUUUCUCCAAAGUAUUUAACGAAUGCCCCUUGAUGAUCCACUGCUCAGCAAGUUGGAUUCAUCCUGAAACUCGUGAUCAACACAUUCUCCUCGGUUGUGAAGAAGGCAUUUACACUCUUAAUUUGAAUCAACUUCAUGACGCUUGUAUUGAUCAACUUUAUCCAAGAAGGACAACUUGGAUGUUUGUGAUUAAAGAUGUCUUAAUGUCUCUUUCUGGUAAAACCUCACAUCUUUAUCGUCACGAUUUAGUCGCAUUACAUAGUAAAAAUAGUCAUCGAUUCUCUUUACCCAUGGAUUCCAUGAUCAAUAAGAUUCCAGAACGGUUCGUCCCAUGGAAAUUGACCGCUACUUCAAAAAUCUCUGACACCAGAGGAUGUACCAAAUGUUGUGUUGCCCGAAAUCCUUACAAUGGGUACAAAUAUCUCUGUGGUGUGAAUCCCAACGGUAUAUUCCUGAUGCAAUGGUACAAUCCUUUAAAUAAGUUUAUGUUUUUGAAGCAAUUUGAAUUUUAUCUUCCAUCUAAAUUAGAUGUCUUUGAGAUGAUGAUAACUCCUGACCUCGAAUACCCGAUGCUCUGUGUUGGUGUUAAACGUGGUUAUGAUGAUAAUUACCUGAGACUGGAAAUUGUAAAUCUUAAUUCAUCAGCUAGUUGGUUUAAUGAUGAUUUCAACGACGGGACAGAGACUAUCAUUCAUAAAUAUGAUCAGUUAAAUAUUGUAAAUGUUACUCAAUUAGAUAAAGAGACUAUUUUAGUAUGUCAUGACAAUAAUGUUAAACUUGUUAAUUUAGAUGGUAAACUGAAAUGCAAUCGUAAACAACCAGCCGAGUUACAAUUUGACUUUAAAAUUGAGUCCAUAGUUAGUCUAACUGACUGUGUUUUAGCCUUCCAUAAGCACGGGAUGCAAGGACGAAGCUUCAAAAAUGCUGAAAUCGUUCAAGAAAUUAACGACGAAUCAAGAUGUUUCCGAUUGCUAGGAGCAGAUAGGGUCAUCGCUUUAGAGAGUCGAUCGCCAUCAGAUCAACCUAAUGCUCCGUCAAACUUGUACAUAUUAGCGGGCCACGAAGCCAGUUAUUAAAACAAUGAUUUAAUCCACUUCGCGAGUUGAUUUUUUUAAAUCCAAUUGCUCAACUCAAAAGAAACCAAUCAAUUCCAUUUCUUAAUGAAAAGAAAAACGAUUUUUAAUCCAUCAGAGGAAUUAAUACUUCUUGAGAAGUGAUUAUUUGCUUUUGCUUCGUAAUCAACAUCUGAAACAAUUAAUCAUAAAUUGAGAAAAGUUAUUCAAGGUAAUAAGAAAGCAAAAUUUAAAUCUAAUAUUAUAUUGAACAAAUCUGUAGAUUACAUUUAAUCAUAUCUCUCUAUCUCUCUCUCUAAUACACACUUAUUAUCAUCACAAUCACUUAUUAUUAUUAUUAUUAUUAUAUUAUUGUUAUAUUAUCA
This is a messenger RNA of Panonychus citri (citrus red mite), 3510 nucleotides long. It is a transcript of the gene hppy, whose product is annotated as mitogen-activated protein kinase kinase kinase kinase 5-like. Gene Ontology annotation, molecular function: MAP kinase kinase kinase kinase activity; ATP binding. The record is from RefSeq and is a predicted model, not a curated record. Gene Ontology annotation, biological process: protein phosphorylation. The transcript is spliced from 12 exons. Bases 104 to 3148 code for a protein of 1014 amino acids. Lineage: Eukaryota; Metazoa; Arthropoda; Arachnida; Trombidiformes; Tetranychidae.